AAAUUAAAAUAAUAAUAAAAUAUCAAAUGUUACCUUUUAUUUUACCUAAUCUUAUGCCUUAAACAUAAGUAUAAAAAUGCGUUUAUUUUAAUUAAAUUUAUGUGCCUGCACCUCCUAGUCUUAAUAUAGUUUUAAGAAAUACUCGCUGUGCCCUAACAGGGUUCAUGUGUGAACUUACCCUAAUGUAAUACCUGUUAUGUACCACAUGAUUAAUAAGUAAUAAAUCAAUUAUGAAUUCUGACUUAAAUCAGCUGGGGUAUAGACCGUCAUUACCUUUUGUAUUGUAACAAAACGAACGAAGAAGUGUGAACGCGACUAGUGGUAACGUUGAAAGCAUGUUGAAAGCGAACGCAGCCGACGCGCACGAAUGAGGGUAGACCGAGCGCCGGAGCCGAAACUUUGACACCCACCCGCUAUCUUCAGUUACCCGUGAACAAGAUGCAUGUAAUUGCGUCGAAGUAUCGGGAGCUCGAAAACAAUACAAAAGGAGCACCAUGCUACGCGACGGCAGCAGUGCGGUCAGCGAGGACGUGCUCCUUAGCGACGAGCUCCUCUUCGAGUACUCGCCGGCCGAAAGCCUCAUCAACUUCGAGCUGCCGAGCCUCGGCUCCGACGCCGAUGACUGGCAGUUCAGUGACUUGGACAUAAAUUGUGAUGCGUUUGUGAGUAGUAGCGUAAGAAACACGGACGAUGCGAGAUCUCGAUCGCCAGUGCUAUUCGAUUUUGCCGAUUUGGACAAUACUUUCGAUUUCGAUGAGUUCCUGAUGGAAGCUUUGAGUAGUGACCGUUCGAAUGACGCGCCGCACUCAGGCUCCGAGACUACGGACAGUAGCGAAGACUCACUGGGGAGGCUUUCGGUUCUGGGCAUCGAUUUAGAGACGAUGCGAGUACAAGAAAGCAUCUAUGAAACCGAGGAGGACGUUUCGAAGCGGGAGACUGAACCGAAGACUGAGAAGCGUUCGUGGGGCGAGCCGCAGUUCUGUCCGACGAUGGGAGUGUUCCGGUGUCCUGUGGAAGAGUGCGGGAAGGUGUACGCGAAAGCGUCACACGUGCGAGCGCACCUGCGGCGGCACAGUGGCGAGAAGCCGUACCGGUGCACGUGGGGCGGCUGCUCGUGGCGGUUCGCGCGCUCCGAUGAGUUAGCGCGCCAUCGUCGCAGCCACUCCGGCGACAAGCCAUACCGGUGCGGCGAGUGUGGGAAGCGUUUCGCCCGGUCCGACCAUCUCGCCAAGCACGGCCGAGUGCAUGCACGCCGCGCCGCCGCGGCCGCCGCUGCUGCCGCUGCCGCGGCGGCCAACGCAGCCAGAAGACCUGCCUCUUACGGGUAUCGGACGCGAAGACUUGUGUGAUUAACGAAUCUCAUAGGAUAUGGACCUACAACUAUUUUUUUUUGCGCGGGCGCGAAGUAUUUAUACGAACUUGUCAGAUGUCGUUUUAAAAUGUUUUUUGUGACUGAUAUUUGAUUUAGACUUAAAAAGAUAUAUAUAUAUAUAUAUAUAUAUA
This is a messenger RNA of Cydia pomonella (codling moth), 1503 nucleotides long. Its product is annotated as Krueppel-like factor 6. Lineage: Eukaryota; Metazoa; Arthropoda; Insecta; Lepidoptera; Tortricidae. Gene Ontology annotation, biological process: regulation of transcription by RNA polymerase II. The transcript is spliced from 2 exons. The record is from RefSeq and is a predicted model, not a curated record. Gene Ontology annotation, molecular function: RNA polymerase II cis-regulatory region sequence-specific DNA binding; DNA-binding transcription factor activity, RNA polymerase II-specific. Bases 495 to 1349 code for a protein of 284 amino acids.